Triplophysa rosa is the source of this 1304-nucleotide messenger RNA. Its product is annotated as transmembrane protein 17A. The transcript has 4 exons. Gene Ontology annotation, cellular component: ciliary transition zone. NCBI's taxonomy places the organism in Eukaryota, Metazoa, Chordata, Actinopteri, Cypriniformes, Nemacheilidae. Gene Ontology annotation, biological process: non-motile cilium assembly. The coding region runs from base 2 to 673 and encodes 223 amino acids. The record is from RefSeq and is a predicted model, not a curated record.
CAUGCCUGUGUUUUACACACCUAUACCUCAGAAUCUGAGAGUGGGUUUGGCUAAUGUCAGCGGCUCAGUGUUUUUAAAUAACAGGACGAGAGACAGUGAAGACCUCAGGGACUUUUAUCAAGAUAAUGAAGCGUGUACUGAGGUCUCCUCUCAACUUCCACUGCAGAUGCUGCUCUAUUUCAACAGCUUCUUCUUUCCUUUCUGGUGGAUUUCUGAGGUUGUUAUGCUAAACGUGAAGUUUUCUUUACUGCCCGUGUAUUACCAGUGUUUGCUGGUGACAGGACUGGUGCUGAUUAGCAUAUUUGAAGUGUUGCGUGUGUAUCUGGGUUACGUCGGGAACCUCAAAGAGAAGGUUCCAGAGUUAGCUGGAUUCUGGCUGCUGUCCUUCCUCUUCCAGCUGCCAAUCCUCCUCUUCUUCAUGACGGAUCCAGACAUCAUCAUCCUGCCUCUGGAGCGAGCCGUUCACUCUCUCUACCUGGCCUUCCUGCUGGCCGAGAUCCUGGCAUCCUUUCUCGCCCUGCGUGUCAUGACUCGUAAACUCGCCCUGCAGUUUCACAUGAGGCAGUUUGGUCCCGUACAGAGUCUUCAUACAGUAGAUGCCCUGCCUAUGCUUGGACUCUCAUGUGGGACCAGGAGUGUGUUGCCUGUGAUGGACAUCCCUCAGCCCCAGUGAGAUCUGGCAUAUUAUGGAGAUUGGUGUAUCCUGGUGGUUAAAAAUCGAGGCUUGUAAGUUAACCAAACAGCUGUUGGUUCCUUUUGUGACCUUAAAGUACAAGGUAGGAGACAUUGGGGCAAUUGGUAACGUUGAUCUUCAUGUUCUUAGAUCAACAUUAUUGCUGGUCCUACCUUUGGAUUAACCAAUCUGAUUGUAGGAUUUGGUUUUGGGUCAAUGUUAGGUUUAAGACUGGGUCAGGGGCUUCUGAUUUUAGGGAUAAGAUGUGGCUAGAAUUGAGGUUAUGAAUAUUAAGUAAGCUUGAAGUAUAAGAAGAACUGACAGCAAAGUUCAUAUGGAACAAACAAAUUAUACAGAUUUUGCCAAAAUAUCUCGACCAUGUCGUUACAUGGGUACUCUGAAUUUUGUUUAUUUUGCAGAAAAGCUAUCAAAUAUGUCAUGCAUGUGUGACAACAUGCCCCGGUCUUCCUUCAAUCAACAAAACAAUAAAUAUUAUACUAUUUCUUAUAUUAUAGUAUAGUAUAUUGUAUUAUAUUCUGUAUAGAAACAAAUAAGGAUUUCAUGAAAAAAAUGGUGGCAAAGAAAAAAUCCACUACUUUUUCUUAUGUGGCAUAUAAUAUGGUAUAACUAG